Molecule: messenger RNA, 1337 nt
Organism: Malus domestica (apple)
Lineage: Eukaryota; Viridiplantae; Streptophyta; Magnoliopsida; Rosales; Rosaceae
Source: RefSeq, a predicted model, not a curated record
GUAUUUGUUCAAACAUCCACACAAAACUCAUUUUUCUCCUACAAUUCUUUCAAAACCAUUUCUUCCCAUUUACAAUUCUUCCAAUCUCUAUCAUGUGUCUCACAUUCUUCCAAGGAUGGGAGAUGGUCCUCUUCUUGACCAACAAAAGAUAGGAACACACAACUACCUCACUGGCCACCAAUGAAUUAGCAAUAAUGCUAUCCUUGCUAAACACGCCAAAGUUGUAUACUAGUUUUGACUUUUGAGAUUUUUAGUUGAAACUUGAGGUUGAAGUUAUCAAAUUGUUCAGUUUGAUAUCAUUUCUCAUCUGAUCCUCGUUUUGGCUUAACUGGUUUUCCUUGCCCCUAGAUAUGGAUGCCGCUGUAGGCAUCAUUUUGUCCCCGGCUCUGCAGGUUCUUUUCGACAGACUGGCAUCCCCAGUCCUACAAGGGCUUGCUGAUAUCCUGGGUUUCAAUUUUGACAUCUUCCAAAGCCUGCAGCAUGCACUGGUGCGGGCUCAAGCUACUCUUGAAGAUGCAGAAGUGCAACAAUUCACCAACAAAACUGUCAGACUCUGGCUGGUGGAUCUCAAGAAUGCAGUUUGUGAUGCUGAGGAUCUUCUCGACGUCUUUACUGUUAAACAAACUGCCAUGAUUGACCAAGACUUUGGUAAGCAGACAGUAGAAAGCUAUACAUUUCUUACUGAUAAAGUCAGGAACAUACUCCAGAAGCUAGAAGUAACUGUAGCUGAAGGAUCUUCUAAGUUGAAGAUUAGAGAGCCUACUCAGCCAAGGUCAGAUCGACAAUCGGACAAAAGGGAGACUAGCUCUUUCAUCGACUUGAGGAUAUAUGGAAGAGAUGAUGACAAAGAGACGUUAGUCCAACUGUUGAUGUCUUCUCAAACUGUUUACCAGGAUGGAUAUACGUAUGCAUCGUGUAUUCCCAUCAUCGGUAUUGGAGGAAUUGCCAUGAUCGAUGGUGAUGCACACAAAAAUAUAGAAGAAAAACAAGGCGAGGAAUGUAUACAUAGAGUUACUGGAAUACUAGAAUUGAGCGGCACCAGAGGGCUGGCUUACCACUUUAUCUGCCCAAGGUGUGUUUGCAAGCAUUUCAGGAGAGUCAACAAGGCCAGUCAAGCGGUGGAAUUAAUGGUGUGGACAGAGUGCAGCAUGAUUCUAUGCUUUCCUAGUCGAUCAUGGUGUUUUCUAAGGCUCUAAUCAAUAACAUGGACACUUUUCUCUUUUUUUAUUUAUCUAUUUUAUUGUUGAUAAGAAACAAUUGUAUUAGAGAAGAACAAACACAAAUAGGACAGAUUUUGGAUCCUCUUCUCUACCAAUUAGUAAAAAAAGGGGACCCAA